UUUAAUAGGCUACGUUUCUUCAAGUUCGCCAAGAACUCAGACCGAGCUCGCGGAACCCCCGGCGCACGCUCGCGACCAUGUCAUCCGCACACGCGUGGAAAAACGCGUAAAAAAAAAGGAGACUAUUCUAUUCGUGGAUUUUCCUCGCGCGCGAACUUUUUCGUGGGUUUUCUUCUUUUUUUUCGCAGAUUAAUCAUGCACGCUUAUCUCUGGGGUCUGGGAUUGUUCAUCUUACUUCCAGACUUUACGAACGGAUCUCCUGCACGCUCGAGGAAAGCCACAUCACCGGCGCACUCCGGAGCGCUCGCGACGCCCAUCCGAGUGAACGAGGCCGGGGACGCUCUGCCCGCGAGCGCGCACUUCAAACGCAGAAAGCGCGAGACGGAGCAGGACCACUGGGAAUCCGAGCACGUGCACUACAGACUCUCGGUCUUCGGUCGGGACUAUCACCUGAACCUGACGCUCGAGGCGGGAUUUAUCGCGCCGCUCUACACCGUGUCGGUCCUUGGAGCGACCAACUGGACUCGCCAGCGGGAGGAGGAGGAGGAGAACGACGAGGAAACCGUGUAUCAACACUGUUUUUAUAAAGGACACGUGAACGGAGAAACGGGACACGCCGCCGUCAUCAGCCUCUGUUCCGGCCUGCUUGGUACUUUCAGGUCGUCAGAAGGGGAGUAUUUUGUAGAGCCACUUCACAGCUACAAUGGGGAGCAUUAUGAAGAAGAACACAUCAAACCUCAUAUCGUGUACAGAAAAGAUGCUCACCAGAGUGCCAAAGAAGAUGAAUCGUCAUGUGAUACUGCAGGUCAUAAAGAUGCUGCUGAGAAGAACGUGGUGCCUGGGAGCUUGUUGUCAGACCUGGAAAGUCUCAGCGCAAGUGUUCUCUCCGGCUCUUUACACUCAACCGAAGGCAACCAGGCUUCGAGUAAUGACAGCAGCAGUGACUCAGGGCUUCACCGGAGAGCAAAGCGCUUCCUCUCCUACCCACGCUACGUGGAAGUCAUGGUAGUUGCUGACUACAAGAUGGUGGAGCAUCACAGGAGCAAUCUCCAACACUACAUUCUAACCCUAAUGUCUAUUGUUUCCUCGAUCUAUAAGGAUCCCAGCAUUGGCAAUUUGAUCAACAUUGUCAUUGUGAAGCUAGUCAUAAUCAACAACGAGCUGAAGGGUCCGGUUAUCUCAUACAACGCACAAGCCACUUUAAAGAACUUCUGCGUCUGGCAGCUUGAUCAGAACAACCUCGACGACGAACAUCAUGACCACUACGACACAGCUAUCCUCAUCACCAGGCAGGAUAUUUGUCGGGCAAAAGACAAGUGUGACACUUUAGGUCUUGCCGAGUUAGGCACAGUGUGUGAUCCAUACAGGAGCUGCAGCAUUAGCGAGGAUAGUGGCCUCAGUACCGCGUUCACUAUCGCUCAUGAGCUCGGCCAUGUGUUUAACAUGCCCCAUGAUGACAGUAAUAAGUGUAAAGAGGACGGUGUUAAGCUUCAGCAGCACGUGAUGGCCCCCACGCUCAACUACUACACCAACCCCUGGAUGUGGUCCAAAUGCAGCAGGAAAUACAUCACUGAGUUCCUUGACACAGGGUAUGGCGAGUGCUUACUCGACGAGCCCGUGUCCCGGCCGUACCCCGUGCCCCAGCAGCUCCCUGGGCACAUUUACAGCGUCAAUCAACAAUGCGAACUCAUAUUUGGACCUGGCACACAGGUCUGCCCAUAUAUGAUGCAGUGUCGACGGCUUUGGUGCACGAGUCCAGAAGGGGUUCAGCGUGGCUGUCGAACCCAGCACAUGCCCUGGGCUGAUGGCACUGACUGUGGUCAUGGAAUGCAAUGUAAGCAUGGCGUAUGCAUCCCGAAGGAGCAUGAUUCAGGCCCUGUGGAUGGUGAAUGGGGCGUGUGGAGUCCCUUCGGCUCCUGCUCACGAACAUGCGGAGGAGGAAUCAAGAUCGCCACCCGGGACUGCAACAGACCCGUUCCCAGGAAUGGGGGGCAGUACUGCGUGGGGCGCAGGAUGAAGUUUCGCUCCUGUAACUCGGAGCCGUGUUUUAAGCAGAGAAGAGACUUCAGGGAGGAGCAGUGCGCUUCUUUCGACGGCCGCCAUUUUAACAUCAACGGUCUACCUCCGAGCGUGCGCUGGGUCCCCAAGUACAGCGGAAUUCUAAUGAAGGACCGCUGCAAGCUCUUCUGCAGAGUGGCAGGAAACACAGCCUACUAUCAGCUCAAGGACCGGGUGAUCGACGGCACCCCUUGUGGCCCCGAUACCAGCGACAUCUGUGUCCAAGGCCUGUGCAGGCAAGCAGGUUGUGAUCAUAUUUUAAACUCCAAGGCCAGGAGAGAUAAAUGUGGAGUGUGUGGGGGAGACAACUCGUCCUGCAAGACAGUGGCAGGGACGUUAAAUACUGUGCACUAUGGUUACAACGUUGUCGUGCGAAUCCCCAGCGGUGCUACCAACAUCGACGUGCGACAGCACAGCUACUCCGAUAAACCAGAGGAUGAUAACUACCUCGCCGUGGCCAACAGCCAUGGGGAAUAUUUACUCAACGGGGAUUUCGUGGUCAGCAUGUUUAAAAGGGAAGUCAAAGUCGGGAGAGCCGUCUUAGAGUACAGCGGCUCCGAUCACGUGGUCGAGAGACUCAACUGCACCGAACGCAUCGAGGAGGAGAUCGUCAUCCAGGUUUUGUCUGUCGGGAACCUGUUCAAUCCAGAUGUCAGGUAUUCUUAUAACAUUCCCAUCGAAGACAUGACUCAGCAGUUUGUCUGGGACUCGUACGGCCCAUGGCAGGAGUGCAACCGUCUGUGCCAAGGCGAGCGUAAGAGGAAAAUCGUGUGCAAUCGCGAGUCGGACCACAUGGUGGUUUCGGAUCAGAGGUGCCACAGCUCACCUCAACCAGCACCUAUCAGAGAACCGUGCAACACAGACUGUGAGCUCAGGUGGCACGUAGGCCGCAAGAGCGAGUGCACGGCUACAUGUGGGCUGGGUUAUCGCACGCUGGAAAUAUACUGCACUAAAUACAGCCAAAACGACGGCAAAACCCAGAGAGUCGACGACCGAAACUGCAGCCACCAGCACAAACUGGACGAUAAGGAGGUUUGCCGUGGCGACUGCAACACCGGGGUUUGGGAGUACUCACCCUGGUCAGAGGUGAGGAUCAAAAAUUGUGGAGGAGGAACACGCCGCCGGAGCGCGAUGUGUAAGUCACCAGAGAACGACGAGGGGAAAUGCAACGUGAGAGACAAACUCGUAGUCCAGCCCUGCAAGGAGUUCCAGUGUCCACAGUGGAGGACUGGCGAGUGGUCAGAGUGUCUGGUGACAUGUGGGAAAGGCUACAAACAUCGUCAGACCUGGUGUCAGUUCGGAGAUGAGCGGCUGGACGAGCGCUUCUGCAACAUGGCCAAACCGGAGUCGGUGCAGUCGUGUCAGCAGCAGGAAUGCGCAUCCUGGCAAUUCGGCUCCUGGGGCUCGUGUACCACCUCCUGUGGCCCCGGCUAUCAGAGAAGAGUUGUGAAGUGUGUGGUCAGCUCGUCUGGCUCGGUCAGAGAUGACACAGACUGUAACGCAGCCACACGACCCACUGAUACACAGGAUUGUGAAGUCUCUCCGUGUCCCGUCACCCAUCCUGUUUUACCAGACACUAAACAGGCUCCUCAUCCGGCCCACAAAACCCAAUGGCGCUUUGGAUCCUGGACUCAGUGUAGCGCCACCUGCGGGAAGGGAAUCCGCAUGCGCUACGUGAGCUGUCGUGACACUCAGGGUGGCGUUGCGGAGGAUUCGUGGUGCGCCCACCUGCCCAAACCUCCCGCUACAGACGUGUGCGCCGUGCUGUCCUGCGGUCAGUGGAAGGUGCUGGAAUGGACUCAGUGCUCCGUGUCCUGUGGUCAGGGUAAAGCCACUCGUCAGGUUCUCUGUGUGAACUUCAGCGAUCAGAUGGUGGAUGAGAGCGAGUGUGACUCGGACGACCGGCCGGCAACAGAACAGGAGUGCGCCAUGCCUCAGUGCCCGUCUCAGCCCAGCGACCACGCCGUCUUCCCUCCCAACCAAGACGGGCGGAAAAAAGCUGCCCCCACCAGCAGGGCGGAUCGAAUCCGAAGCGCACGUCCGCAAACACAGUGGAGGUUUGGACCCUGGGGAGCGUGCUCAAGCACGUGUGCCGGAGGGUUCCAGAGGCGUGCAGUGGUGUGCCAGGAUGAGAACGGUUACUCGGCUAACAGCUGCGACGAGAGCAUUCGCCCUGCAGAACAACGCACCUGCGAGUCGGGGCCGUGCCCGCAGUGGGUGUACGGCGACUGGGGCAAGUGUUCGAAGCCCUGUGGUGGGGGAAUAAAGACGCGCCUGGUGGUUUGUCAGCGGCCCGGUGGCGAGCGUUUUAGCGAUCAGAGCUGCGAGAUUCUAGACAAACCGCCCGACCGCGAGCAGUGCAACGUGCAGCCGUGCUCCCACUGGAGAGCCGACCCGUGGAGCUCGUGUUCUGCCUCCUGUGGGAAGGGUCUCCGACGUCGCAACGUGACCUGCGUCAGCCGAUCCGGCCAACCAACGGCGGAAGAAAACUGUUUGCAUCUGCCCCGCCCCCGGAUGGAGAAGUCCUGCAAAGGUGGGAAGUGCCCCAAGUGGAGGACGAGCAUCUGGGGAGAGUGUAGUGCAACGUGCGGCUCGGGGCAGACCAGUCGCGACGUGGUGUGUGUCGGUCACGGUGGCGAAGAGAUCCACGACUCGCAUUGUUCGGCAGAGAAAAGACCAAAGAACAGCGAGACGUGUAACACUCAACCCUGCGAGUUCCUCUGGAUCACGGGGGAUUGGACAGAGUGUAGUGUGACGUGCGGUUCCGGACAAAGGAGUCGAGUCGCGGUGUGUGUCGACCAAGGCGGCGACGAAGUCCACGACUCGCACUGUUUAGCGCAGGAGAGACCGGACCACACUGAGACGUGUAACACUCAACCCUGCGAGUUUCUCUGGAUCACCGGGGACUGGGAGGAGUGCUCCGUGACCUGUGGUCAGGGCUACCAAAGGAGGCGGGUCUCCUGUAGCGAAGUGCAUUUUGGGAAUGAGAAUUAUGAAUACGGUCACCAGGGGACACCCAACUGCCCGGGGACACCUCCGGAGAGCUACCAAGCAUGCAGACUACCAACGUGCCCUCCGAGUCAUGUGUACAGCUGGAGAGUGGGCAUCUGGGGUCCGUGUUCGGCGGGCUGUGCCGAAGGCUGGAUGGAGCGCAUGGUGCAGUGUUAUUCGGAAGAAGGCGAGCUCAGUGACAGUUGUGACCCCGGCUCGGAGCCGGAGAGUCGGAGGUCCUGCACAAACCCAGACUGUGAAUUGCCGCUCAGCUGCAAGGACGUGCAGAUGCAGAACGGUGUUGGAUCUGACGGAGAGCAGCUUCUCAGCGUACAGGGCAAACCACGUCACAUCUACUGUUCAGACAUGCACACGGAAAGUCCAAAAGAGUACAUCACUCUCACCACGGGCGAGGACGAGAACUUCUCUGAGGUGUUCGCAUACAGGCUGAUGGAUCCCACGCAGUGUCCAUCAAAUCUGAUCCACAGAGAGGAGUGCCAGUGCCGGAGAGACUAUACAGCUGCCGGCCUGUCCACUUUCACCCGAGUACGUCUAGACUUGAGCAAGAUGACCAUUAUUACCACAGACUGGAAGUACUCGUACACUCGAGAAGGUCAUAAGGUUCCUUUCGCCACAGCAGGAGACUGCUACAGCGCCGCCCGCUGCCCACAGGGCCAAUUUAGGCUCAACCUCUCAGGAACAGGCUUCCAGGUGGCUGAAAGUACCCAGUGGAAUUCCCAUGGGAACUACGCCGUGGCCGAGAUCCACAAGUCUGAGGAUGGCAGUAGAGUGACAGGAAUGUGUGGCGGCUACUGUGGCAAAUGCACUCCGUCUUCCAGUUCAGGCCUUCUCAUCCAAGUUACAUGAGUCCCAUACCAUCCCAGUCAUGGAUGAUCUUUCUUCAGGACGUUCUCUUCUCCCAGGGUUCUUCUCUCUACAUGGUGCUAAAGACAGUAAAACAAUGAAAAAACGUCUCUAUCCAUCCCCAGGCUUCCUGCUGUAAGUGUGUAAAUAUCAGCUGGUGUAUGUAGUGUACAGAAUGUGUCGAAUUAUUUAUUAUAAUCCACAAUUAUUUUUAUACAGUUAUUUAAAACGCUAACAAAGCUGUGUUCACAGUUCAGGCUUUUUGUUUCUGUACAGUAAAUUCCAAACAAGUUUAGGCUCCUCGUCGAUGUAUUAUAUAUUUUCUAGAAUGCUAUGUUUCGGGUCUUAUAACAAGGGUUAUGUUUUUCCAUAACUGAAAAAAGUCUCGAGUCAAAAUAGUAAAAGCUUGCAGGGGUUUACAGGAAGUUUGGAGAGUUUUGAAGAGUUGAAAUUGAAGAUCAGUGAUUGGAUGAAGCUGAUGAGGUUCUGAACGCUUCAGGACCAGAUCAGCAGAAUGUUAGCAGGUUAGAAGGGUUUCUCAUUGGAGGAUCUGCAUCUUAUAAUAUGACAUGAACAACGCAUGUUAUCAUACAGACUGUUAGAGAAUUCAGACGAGAUUUAUUUUUGGGAUCAUUUUGUGGUAUGUGUGAUCGAAGUAAAAAAAAAAACUAAAAGACAGGUGAAAUCGGGCAAACAGGCUUCGGUAAGAGGAGGCAAAAUGGAAACUCAGGGUAAUUCUCGAGAAUGAAGGAGACAGAGGAGGUGGUGACUGGCUGUGGUAAUGUAGCCUUCAUAUGCAGGUGGACAGAGUUUAGCUUUGGACCAUAGAUCAUUGGUGGAUAUUCAAGGCUCAGUAGAGGCAGAAUUCUAAAGGUUUGGAAAAGCUUAAUGAUGACCGUAAAGCUUCCUGGAUUCUGAGAGAAAAGUCGGCCAUGUUUUUCAAAUCAAAGACAUGGUGGAAGUCUCUCCUGUCAAUAGAGAAUACUCCAGUGUGUCUCAUCUCUACUGACCACAUUUGUAGUGGUUUUGUUAUUCAGACAGACUUUUUUCUAGUGUUGAGAAAAAAAAGCCCUGAAAACUUGGUUACUUGAAAACCAAGCUUUCCUAUUCUUAUACUGAAUUCCAGCCAUAAAUGUUUCAAACACAGUAAAUAUUGUUUCCAAAUUCCAAAACAAUUCAUGAGUAUUAAGUGUAAAAGUCCCAGAGUCGGAUAGAAGUGAAGAAAAUCUUGGCAAAAGGCUGUUGUUCUGGAGUUUUAUUUAACUUUAUAACAUUGUUUUUGAUGAAUCAUUAAAAAAAAAAAAGUAGUUCCGGUUCUUUUCAA
Silurus meridionalis is the source of this 7237-nucleotide messenger RNA. It is a transcript of the gene adamts9, whose product is annotated as ADAM metallopeptidase with thrombospondin type 1 motif, 9. The record is from RefSeq and is a predicted model, not a curated record. NCBI's taxonomy places the organism in Eukaryota, Metazoa, Chordata, Actinopteri, Siluriformes, Siluridae. Gene Ontology annotation, molecular function: zinc ion binding; metalloendopeptidase activity. Gene Ontology annotation, biological process: extracellular matrix organization; proteolysis. Gene Ontology annotation, cellular component: extracellular matrix. Bases 196 to 5916 code for a protein of 1906 amino acids. The transcript is spliced from 40 exons.